AUGGGGUUGACCGGUGGCCAGAUUGUAUGUGAGAUGCUUCGAAGACAGAAUGUUGAUUCUAUCUUUGGAUAUUCCGGCGGGGCGAUUCUGCCAGUCUUUGAUGCUCUAUACGGAUGCCCUCAUUUCCGAUUUGUUCUUCUGCGACAUGAGCAAGGGGCCGGUCAUAUGGAGCAGGGAUAUUCCCGCGCGUCCAGGAAACCAGGAGUUGUUCUGACGACCUCGGGACCGGGUGCAACCAACCUCAUCACAACUUUACAGGAUGCGCUGAAAGAUGGUACUCCACUAGUUGUUCUCACCGGAGAAGUUGCAACCAAUGCCAUGGGUACGGAUGCCUUUCAAGAGGCAGAUGUGAUUGGCAUUACAGGUCCUUGUACCAAAUGGAAUCCUGUAAGUGGACGAAAGGGCCCUGUUCUAGUGGCACUACCCAAGGAUGUGACUAACGCCGUCCUCGAAGCUCCAGCUGAAUCUAGUUCAUUUCACUGGGGCCUUCCUAAAUUGGAUAACCCCAUUUUCGAGCUGAUGCCCUCGCAACCGACCGAUCAACGAGCAUUAAACGAUGCGCGGAUAUUAUUAACAAAGCUCAGAAAACCGUUAUAUACGCAGGUAACGGAGUGCUUUCGUGCUGAGGGCCUGGAAGUACUGGCACAACUGGCCGAAACUGCCUGCCUUCCAGUUGCCACUAGUAUCCUCGGGAUUGGAUGUUUUGAUGAGCACGAUUUCAAGUCACUUCGCAUGCUAGGAAUGCAUGGCACACGCUUUGACGAUCGUGCCGUAGGCGACCCUAAUCGCUUUGCUCCUGUCGCAAGAGCGGCUGGCAAAGAUCAACGCGGCGGCUAUCAUCCACUUUGA
Penicillium samsonianum is the source of this 849-nucleotide messenger RNA. RefSeq names its product Thiamine pyrophosphate enzyme C-terminal TPP-binding. Gene Ontology annotation, molecular function: flavin adenine dinucleotide binding; acetolactate synthase activity; thiamine pyrophosphate binding. The record is from RefSeq and is a predicted model, not a curated record. Lineage: Eukaryota; Fungi; Ascomycota; Eurotiomycetes; Eurotiales; Aspergillaceae. The transcript has 4 exons. Gene Ontology annotation, cellular component: acetolactate synthase complex; mitochondrion. Gene Ontology annotation, biological process: L-valine biosynthetic process. The coding region runs from base 1 to 849 and encodes 282 amino acids.